Messenger RNA from Polypterus senegalus (gray bichir), 1318 nucleotides. RefSeq names its product NBL1, DAN family BMP antagonist (gene nbl1). The coding region runs from base 165 to 728 and encodes 187 amino acids. Gene Ontology annotation, molecular function: BMP binding; receptor ligand activity. Gene Ontology annotation, biological process: animal organ morphogenesis. Lineage: Eukaryota; Metazoa; Chordata; Cladistia; Polypteriformes; Polypteridae. The transcript has 4 exons. The record is from RefSeq and is a predicted model, not a curated record.
AAUGAAACGCGACACGCAGGAGAGAGCAGUGAUCGGAGCCGAGGGGAAGCUACGAACUCAUGUGUCCAGUCUGAACGACCGCUUCGACUCAGAUCGACACCGAUCCUUUUACUCUUCCCUAAGGAAAGGCGGACAGUCCGGACGCUUGAAGGAGUAGCAACUCGAUGCCCGAAUGUUUCCCAGCAACCAGGUUUCAAAUCCGACAAGUAGCUGCCUGCGUGAUGUGGAGCUGUAUUGUGAUUAGCUGGCUGCUGCCCAUCCUGUGUCUGGCAGCGCCAGCUCACAUUAACCGUUUGGCACUCUUUCCAGACAAAAGUGCUUGGUGUGAGGCGAAGAAUAUCACCCAAAUUGUGGGCCACAGUGGCUGCGAGUCACAGUCAAUACAGAACAGGGCCUGCUUGGGACAGUGCUUCAGCUAUAGCGUUCCUAACACCUUCCCCCAGUCCACGGAGUCCCUUGUGCACUGUGAUUCAUGUAUGCCAGCGCAGUCGACGUGGGAAGUGGUGACACUCGAGUGUCCAGGAAAUAAAGAAAUGAGCCGCCGAGACAAGCUGGUGGAGAAGAUCCUGCAGUGCAGCUGCCAGUCCUGCGGGAAAGAGAAUGCCCAGGAAGCCUCGCUCUUCAAUGUGUACGUCAAUCCCGAUGAUAUAAGCCAAACUCCCAUGGAGCCCUUCGUGCACGAGCACGCGCAACCGCACCGUCUCCAGGAGAAUGACCAAGGUGAUUAGGCCACCCGUCCCAUCCAUCCUUUUCUGCCAUCCGACUCUCUUCAGUGGGUGCGUUAGCAGGUAAACCUGCUACGCGCACCCUUAAAAGACCUAUUGAGGGGUAGCUAUGAAUAGAAAGCCUCUUCGUUAAAUAGGUAGAAUAUGGAAGCAUUUAUUUACGCCGUUAAGAUUAAAAAAUAGUAAUAGAAUAUGAUGUAAAUGUGUAUCUUGCUAUGUAAGCCUGGCCGAAUCGAGGCCGAUAUGGAGAUGACCACUAGAGGGCAGCUGUGCUUCACUCGCAGUUACCAGUUCUGCACCUUCCUAACACGAGCGCUUCCUCCGACAGUCUGGGCGCUCCUGGAGUCUCUCUUCGCUCAGCUCAGUAAGCAAAUGGAGGAGCCACACAAGAAGCGGAGGAAUGACUUUCAUUAAAUGCGUUUUAGUGCAAUGCAUUGCUCUUGUAAAUAAUCUUGUUUUUCGGUCGAGUUAAAAAAAAGAUGAUUCCGAAUGAAAAAGUAUUAAACCUGUUAGCACUUCAGUGGAUUAUAAAAGGGCUGUAUGGAAAUACAGACUGGAAACGAAUAAAACUGGUCUGCACUUUUUUACAAAAA